AUCCAAAGCUCAAAUAAGCCAAGCACAGCCAGCUGGAUCUAGCACUGGCAUAGUGUUCCAUGGCGCUGGUGGAACCAAGCAAAAUCAAGCGAUGCAGGAGUUUAGGAUGAGAGGCUGCGGGAUGCCUGUCAACGGGCAAUGCGCGCACGUGGUGGUCGAGCGGCUGCCGGACCAGAUUGCUCGGUGCUACUCCAGAAAGAGGAGGAGAGGCAUGUUUGGACACGGAGGUUCGGCCUCUCGGCGAAGGUCGCAGAGCAAAGUCUUGACGCCACUCGAAGCGUCUCUGCCGGUGCCCGGGGACGGCAGGGUCAAGGCUUCCUCCUGUCGGCUUCCCAUGGCGCUGCCCAUGUACUCCAAGGUCGGGGGAGCAUCGUCUGGCGCCGCGGGAAGUGACGGCCGUCCCGGCAAGAGGCAGGGAGCCGAGAACGACGGUAAGACCGUCGGCAAGAUCAAGAUUCGCAGGGUCUCCAAGCCGAGCACCCUGUCGAAAGAGGAUGCGUCGGCCGAUCCUUCGAAGUGGGCCGAGAAAAGCGAUCUCGACAACGAGGAGGUUCGCGACGGUUCGGGGGGUCCCGCCGACAAGUAUGAAAUCGUGUCUGUAGAAAAGAGGGAUGCAACGCCCGGCGGACGUUUGACGGAACGGGGCGACGAGAGUUACAAGGCCAUCGUGGAGGCGUGGCUGAUGAACCAAGCUUGCGGCCCCCGGAGACAGAAGUCGACCGAGCUUCCCAUCACCGGAGAAGAGGACGAGAGGCAUCCGGUGCGGAGAGACUCCAGUUACGCGGAAUCGUGCCUGAACCAGGACACGGAGUCGUACCACUCUUGCGGUCCCAACGUUGAGACGCUGGAGAGCGACCUGUCCCAGGGAACGGAAAUCCACGAUGAUCCUUGUGGCGUCGGGUCCGAGACUGAGAUAGAAGACACCCGGUCGUGCGAGACAGGCGAGAGCGCCUCGAGCGGUCCCGGUUUGACCGUACCUGUAACGGGAGGCAACGCGGGCUCGUCGCCGGGAUCCGAGAGUCGAGACGAGGUCUCCCGGGUAUGUUCGGACACUGUGCGGUCGAUUGUCUCCCAUGCUCGUCCUCGACCGGAGUCUGCUCGCGAUUCUAUGGAGAGCGCUCUGUUGACCUGCCCAGACGGCAGCGAAGAGCAGAAAUUGAGACAGAAUGUGUCUGAGGUAGUGCAGGGAGACGUUGCGGGAUGCGAACGUUCACGGACAACCGCCGGGGAAGUCUGCCUUGUCGCCCUUGUUGAAGAUGACAGAAACGACCGCAAAAGCAUUUCCAUCUGCGAAGGUGCCGAACUGCAGACGCGAGUGGGAGGGGACGAAUGUAGCACAAAUGCCAAAAAGAAGAACCUGGAGAAGGUCCCACAAAUGCCCGCCGUCCAAAACGCUCUGACUCUUCAGCCGCCCGAUUCCACGACGGAAGACGGUCCUAAGGGCUGCGCCGCCGCAUCCAGUGACCGGGACCCCGACUGCUACAUCGUCCCCAACGUGCCCCGACUGAGCGGUGCGUGCAUGGCGGCCGCCAAGGAGCUGGACCUGUUUGCCAACCUGACCAUCCUGGGCUGGGGGGAGGCGUCCUCUCUGGCAGACGAGUACCUGGCCCACCUGGAGCGCUGCCUCACCCUGCUAGACCUGAUGCCUCCCGCCCCCAGGGGCGCCCUGGUCGCGGCCCUGGGCACCAGGGCGGGCGUCCUGCGACGCAUCUUUGCGCGCCUGCGGGCACUUCUGCGCCACUCGCCACACCUGGCCCGAGCCCUGUCAGUGGAGGCGGGCUUCUGCGGCCUGCUGGGCUCCGAACUGCCCCCACACUGCCCCCGGCCCGCCGCCACCUCGGGGGGCCCUGCUGUCGGGUCCCUCUGGAAGCAGCUGUCUUCGAGCGGAGCACCCGGCAACGGCACCGUCCCGCCGUCCCCCAGGAGCGUGUGCGAGCGGGUGCAGUGUCGGGGAGGAGGAGCGACGCAGGCGGGACAGGGUCCAACGGAGGACGGUAGCGGGCGUCCGAAGCACCUCGCCAGCCUCGUGCCCCUCCGGCCAAAAGUCCAGGCGGAACGCUGUCCUCCGGCACUCCCCAAACAGCCUGAGGCGUCUCUCGGUGAUCAGUGCUCGAGGCAGUACAUUAUCUUUGACAAGAUGAAGCAGAUUGCCAACAGUUCGCCAUCUUCUGUGCCCAGUGCUGUUGUGCUUGCCGUCUCUGGGGGAAGCACCGUGGGGGCAGGCAGGCCCAGUCCCUCCCAGACCGUCUCGGGACUUCCAGAGGCCAUCUCGCAGUCCCAGAACAUGCUGCAAAAACUCCGACAAAGCAGUGGCCUCGUCAUCAGUGCGCUCCCUGCCAAAGACCAAAUCGAGAAAAAUGCUGCUUCCUUUGCAAAGAUGCCAAACCCUUUAGGGAGCCAUGACACGGAACGUCCUUCAACAUGUCCCGCCAGGGGUGCAAGUGAAGCACCUCCUUUCUCGGGAGACUGCAAGCGGAGCUCCUCGUCAUCCGUCGGACCGGCAACCACCGCUUCUUCGGGGGUGCAGAGCCGGGUGCACGUGAUCGUGAAACCAGUUCAGCAAGAUACAGCCCAGAAUGCCUGUAGAAGACCAAACAUUCUGUCUACAAGUGUGCUUACGUGUCGCAGCAUUGAACCCAAGCACCACAUCCUUCCCUUUCCUGUGGGAAGCAUGGACAGCAGGCAGCAGCGUGGCGGUGCUGCACCCCAGCUCAGAGUUGGCCAGCCGACGACUAGAGCCCCAGUCCCGAGCAGUGCCGUGUCGUGCAGCGUAAAUAGCACUGUGGUGGCGUCGUCGGCCACCAUGCACCACACAUCGAGCCUCCGGAUGCCGUCGAUCCCAGUUGCAGGCGUGGUCUACUCGACAGCAGCCAUUCCCGAUCCAAGAGUCAAUGGUACAGUCCCAAAUGCCAUCAUUGCGAGCAACGUCUGUUUGCCACUGGUUUCGAUGGGGACCACGUCCGGCGUGAUGACUAUGUCUCCGCGUCUGGCCGUUUCAGGAGCGCAGUCCGGUUCGAACAUCCUUCGGAAUCAUCAGCCACACCCCAACCUGCAGAGGUGCUCGCAAAUUAACGCAAGCGUGCAGCCAAGCCCGCAGUCAAAGCCGGGUUUACAAAACGGCGUGCAUUUGAACCCGGGUUGUCAGCGGAGUGUGCCUCUCUAUUCAGACCCACGAGCGAAUCUAAGUCUGCAGCAAGCUAUGCAGACGGCUCAGGGCGUGCGACCGAGCUUGCAACCGGCUUCGAGCGCCCAACCAGCCUUCCAGCUCCUGCGAGCCUUUCAGACGACUCCGAAUUUCCAAGCGCGGGCGACCCUGUUGCCUCCGGGCAUCAUUCUGCAGAGAGUGCUGCAGCCCGGGCCGGCUCAGGGACAGCGCCCGACGAUGGAGCAGCACGCCCGGCCGGACUGCUACCGGCUGAUAGCGCCGAUGCCCUGCCACGACGAAAGACCCGUGCUCCCAAAGGGGAGCGUGGCCUCAGAGGCUUGCAAGGCCAGCUGCGAGCCGCGGUGGACAACCGUGCCCCCCCAGGUAGCGGCAGUGGCCCUCCAUCCGGUCCCUCCGCAGCUCCUGCUGCCCCUCGGGGUGCCUGCCCAGCACACCCUGGGACAGGUGGAUCCUCUGGCCCAGCUUCGGGGCACGAGGUAGCAGACGACGGGGCUCUUCCGGAGGAUGGCGGGACCCGCACCCUUUCUGCCACAACCAGGGGGGCCUGGAUGGUGUGCGUCAUACUGCGCCAGUUUAAACUGCGGAUUUUUUUUGUGUUGUGUGUAGCCCUCCCCCCCUAGGCUGUCCGUCGCUUUGGGGCUCUCGCUUUCCAGAGUGGUUUGUGUACGAGUCCCGCAAGUUUUAAUUUAAGUGAAUGUUUUUUUUAGAGACCUCGCUCUGAACGUUAAUACUUUAUCGUUUACAUUACAUACGUGGUUCGGGGCGUGCAAUACCCAAUCUUGUUUGUUCACAGAUGUGUCAUCUUGCGGAAGAGCUUCUAACAUACCGUGUAAAUAUAGAGAACUACUGCUUUAGCUUGGUUGCUACUGUUUUUAAGUUGUGGACCACUUUUAUUGAAAAGCAACUUGCGUUGGCACUUUUUUGUCGAAAAAGUUUUGGCACUUCUAUUGCUGAGAAAAUUUUGAACACAUCUGUUACCGAGAAACUUGGCAUGAACCAUCUCGUGUGAGUGACGCGUCUUACGCCGACAAAUAUUCCAUCAAGAGGCCAGUUAUUGUUUAUAGUUUUGCAAACAAAGGUGACAAGACGUGCCACCAUGGAGAGGAACCGCAGAGCACAGUACGAGCAGUUGCCACAGUGUGGCUCUCGUGAACUGGGAACUCUAAGAGGUAGCUUUGGCCAGGAGUCAUACUUGUUGGUAGAAACUUUGCAGCUAGGAGCCAGCCGAAAACAAGAUGCUAUACACAAUUAGUGGUUCUAAAAUAGUGGUCGGCAUUCAGUCAAUGACCCUGCGAAAAUGAAAUGUGCUCACCAGAAAGAAAAAUAAAUCGCAUACAAGCAUUCUUUGGACCUUGUAGAAUGACGGGGUCUCUGCCGCCCCUCCACAUCCUGCGAGAGCCGGGGAUGUCAGUUUUGCGCGUAAAGGUCGGCCGAACACUGGUCGCUCGUCUACUUUUGCUCGUUGGCCUGGUUUUCGCGUGCAAUAUUCUGCUCCAAUUUAUAUUGAGUGCUGAGCUUGUCUUUGUAUGCAUCAAACUAAGCAAUAGCUAUAUUAAUCGAAUUGAAUGGGCUUGAUCGAUUUUCUCUGAUUUAUGCGACGCUUUGACUGCCAGUUUCGAAGGCCUAACGCCGACAAGGUGAACGAAACCAGAGCACUACGGAAUCAAACUGAAUGUAUUUCAACCUCGCUUCAACGUAUGGUGUGUCUUACGGGAUGGCGACGGAGGAAACACGUAAGCAGGGAUGAUAGAACUACGGUACAAUGGACUGCAGUGAAUACCACGAGCCAUCCCAGUCAAUUCGGCGCUGUGAACGUACCUCGCGACCGUGGAUGCCACUGUACCCCUCGCAAAACUCGCAUGAUACUCUCGUGGCGUUCAAGUGGCUUCGAUGGCUUGUAGCAUCUUCUGUGGUCCAUCAUAAGGUGAAACAAAGUAUAGAAUUUUCUCCAGCUUUUGGACAAAUUCACCCCAAAAGUGCAUCCCCUCCCUUCCACCCCUGGUGGCUCCCCGGAUGAUCGUUUGUGGCUCUUUAGCCAUGUUGGUUGGUCACCCUGGCAAUGUACCGGUGUCAUUCUUUUGGCUGUGCAUGUUUGAUAUCGGUGUCCAUGUUUGUCCUGUACUCGAAACCAAAGAUGAGCGGCAAUGUGUAACCUUGUGCGAGGAAAUAUUUUGUAGGUGAUGUAACUGGGAUGAAUCUCGUUCCCUUCUCCUCAACUGUGAAAUAAAAAAGAUUGCCUCUCAGUUAA
This is a messenger RNA of Ixodes scapularis (black-legged tick), 5414 nucleotides long. RefSeq lists its product as uncharacterized. Bases 92 to 3646 code for a protein of 1184 amino acids. The transcript has 4 exons. Lineage: Eukaryota; Metazoa; Arthropoda; Arachnida; Ixodida; Ixodidae. The record is from RefSeq and is a predicted model, not a curated record.